Molecule: messenger RNA, 4780 nt
Organism: Tuber aestivum (summer truffle)
Lineage: Eukaryota; Fungi; Ascomycota; Pezizomycetes; Pezizales; Tuberaceae
Source: the annotation of a GenBank genome assembly
CCCCACGCAAUUAACCCAAAUAUGGUACAGGAUUCGAUACCUGCUCGUCUCGCUCGCUGGGAGGAGCGUCUACGUUCUCUUACCACUCAAUCACUCUCUACUGACUACGUUCGUCCGGAUCCUCCCCGUAUUAUCGAAGCCGUCCAUACAGUUGCUGUGCCCGAACCUGCUAAGCUCGCUUUACUGCAAUUGGGAAUUCUUGAUGGAUCGAACCCGGUUUCUCCCUUCACGGUGCUGCUUGCGGCCUUCACGGUGCUGGCUUUCAGACUUACCGGAGAUGAAGACAUCACAAUAGGAACUACGGCGGAGAAUAAGGAGCCAUUCGUCCUGAGGACACCAUUGACUGGUCAGACAACCUUUAUUGACCUCUUGAGCCAAGUCAAAGAGGUGAGAUGAGUCUCGAUAGCGUGUCAUCAUUCCUCAGCAUUUUGCUGACCCUGACCCCAGCUUGAAAUUGAGGGUGCUGCGGAUUCGGUGCCGUUUUCGCAACUUGUGAGCCAUUUGCAGUCCAAAUCAAAGGAUCAGGCUCACCCGUGUCUGUACCAUUUAUCGCUUUACCAUGCCCCGGAUGCCCCCUCCAAGCAGUUCCUAUCAUCCCACGAAUUGACCACCGACCUAUCCAUUUAUGUUGAACUCAAUUCCCCCGCCACUUCCCAGUCCCUCCGUUAUGUGCCCCAGAUGCCGAACAUUACCCUCAGUGCACAUUACAAUCAACUGAUAUUUUCAAGUAAGCGCAUAUCUUUCAUGGUCGAUCAGUUGCUGCAGAUAGUUCAAUUUGGAGCAAAGAACCCUGAAAUUUCCGUCGGGUCUAUUCCCUUACAAACUCCUGAGCAGCUUGCAAUACUCCCGGACCCUAGGAAAGAUCUGAAUUGGGGCAGCUUUAGAGGAGCAAUUCAUGACAUAUUCUCUGCUAACGCAAAGAAACACCCUGACCGGGAAUGCGUGGUUGAAACACCCGAUUUUUUUGAGGAAAAUGGGAAAAGCAGGAUCUUUACGUACAGGCAAAUUGACGAGGCAUCGAAUAUUCUAGCACACCACUUCAUAGCUAAGGGGGUGAAGAGGGGUGAUGUGGUUAUGGUGUACGCUUAUAGAGGUGUGGAUCUUGUCGUUGCGGUUAUGGGGGUCUUGAAGGCAGGCGCUACGUUUUCUGUUAUUGAUCCGGCAUAUCCUCCAGCGAGACAAAACAUCUAUCUUCAAGUGGCCCAACCUAGAGCUCUAGUGGUUAUUGCGAAGGCCGGAACAUUGAGCCCUGUUGUGCGAGAGUAUAUCAAAAAUGAGCUUUCUAUCUAUACGGAGGUUCCGGCGCUGGCAAUUCAAUGUGACGGUGUCUUGGUAGGAGGUGAGAUUGGUGGAGAGGAUGCCCUAGCGGACCAAGUUACUCUCAAGGCCCUCGGCACCGGAGUUGUGGUUGGCCCUGAUUCUACACCAACCUUAAGUUUUACUUCCGGAAGUGAAGGCAUUCCAAAAGGUGUUCGAGGACGACACUUCAGUUUAACCUAUUACUUUCCAUGGAUGGCCGAGACCUUUGGGUUAUCUGAGAACGACAGGUUUACUAUGCUGAGUGGAAUUGCCCAUGAUCCCAUUCAGCGCGAUAUUUUUACUCCACUUUUCCUGGGCGCCAAGUUGUUAGUGCCAACAGUUGAUGAUAUCGGCACUCCUGGAAGACUUGCCGAGUGGAUGGACGAAAAUGGUGCUACAAUUACUCAUUUGACACCUGCUAUGGGACAGUUACUCUCUGCACAAGCUACGAGUUCUAUCCCUUCACUCCACCACGCCUUUUUCGUUGGUGACAUUUUGACUAAGAGAGAUUGUCUGCGGCUUCAGUCUCUCGCUCGGAAUGUUAAUGUGGUAAACAUGUAUGGCACCACCGAGACUCAGCGUGCUGUCUCUUACUUCGAGGUUCCGUCCCUCAAUGACAACGCCACGUUCUCUCAAACCCAAAAAGACGUUAUCCCCGCUGGAAAGGGAAUGUUGGACGUACAGCUUCUGGUUGUCAACCGUCAUAACCGCGAGCAGAUAUGUGGAGUAGGCGAGAUUGGCGAAAUCUAUGUCAGAGCUGGGGGUUUAGCCGAGGGCUAUCUACGCAUUCCGGAGAUGACUGACAUGAAGUUUAUCAGGAAUUGGUAUAUUCCAGAAGACCGCUGGGCUUCUCAGGAAAGCACAGGAGACGAGCCUUGGAGAGAAUUUUAUAUGGGGCCUCGAGAUCGCUUAUAUCGGACCGGAGACUUGGGCAGAUAUACCCCGGACGGGGAGGUUGAAUGCAGUGGGCGUGUGGACGACCAGGUUAAGAUUCGUGGUUUCCGUAUUGAGUUGGGUGAAAUUGACACCAGCCUUUCCCAGCAUCCCUUUGUCCGGGAAAAUGUUACAUUGGUCCGCAGAGAUAAGGACGAAGAGCCAACACUGGUUUCUUAUAUUGUACCACUACAUACAACUGAAAUUGACGGACUCCUUAGUGCGGAUGAGACUGCUGAUGAAAACAUUGUGGGGGACGAUAUUGUAAGGGGUUUGAGGAGGUAUCGCAAGCUUAUUGCAGAAAUUAAGGCGUAUCUGAAAGGGAGACUACCAUCUUACGCUGUGCCGACGGUGGUUGUGCCCCUGACCAGGUUACCUUUAAAUCCCAAUGGCAAGAUUGACAAACCUGCCCUUCCGUUCCCUGAUACGGCUCAACUUGCGGCUGCUUCCCGUCGAACUAGGAGAGGUACGAACGCUGCUACGGAUCUUCAAGAGGUGGAAGAUCAGAGUCUCACCCCAGUACAGAGAGACCUUCGUGGUAUCUGGCGCGGCCUUUUGACACACGCUACGAUACCUAUCGGUUUGGAUGACAAUUUUUUUGAUAUCGGCGGUCACUCAAUUCUGGCCACUAGAAUGAUCUUCGAAGUUCGCAAGAAAUUUGUUGCAGAUGUGCCAUUGGGAUCGAUUUUCAAGCAUCCCACUCUAGGAGCGCUGGCUUCUGAAAUUGAGAGAAUGAAGGGAAGCGGAGAAUUGAGUAUUCAAGACAUAGGGGGAACUAGUAGUACAGACUCUGAGGAUAGCAAGAUGUCAAACUAUUCAGCUGAUGCAAAGGAGAUUGUGAAGGCUCUUCCAGAGUCUUUCCCGGCUGCGGAGAAGCCAGCAUUGGGUGGAAAUGUUUUUUUGACGGGGGCUACUGGUUUCCUGGGUGUUUACUUGCUAAGAGAGCUUCUUUCGAGGUCUAAUCCUGCCAUUGGAAAAGUAUUUGUGCACGUCCGGGCAAAGAACACCGAUGCUGCAAUGGAGAGGGUAAUCAAGAGUUGCGAGGCGUAUGGUGUUUGGGAUCCUUCAUGGAGCAGUAGGAUUGUGGCCGUUGUCGGUGAACUGGGGGGUGAACGUUUGGGAAUUAGUGGGGCCGAGUGGAGAAUGCUGACCGAAGAGGUUGAUGUUAUCAUUCAUAAUGGAGCACAGGUAUUGUCUCGUCUUUUUACUUUUACAUGGCAUUUACCAACACCUCUGCUAGGUCCAUUGGGUAUACCCAUACACCAAGCUCAAGCCGGCAAAUGUCACUGGCACCGUAGACACACUUCAAUUGUGCGCCACUGGCAAGCCAAAGUCAUUUGCCUUUAUCUCGUCAACCUCCGUUCUCGAUUCCGAUCAUUACGUGAGACUCUCUGAUACUAUCAUGGAGACUGGUGGUGCAGGUGUUCCCGAGUCGGAUGACCUUGAGGGGUCAGCACUUGACCUUGGUACUGGAUAUGGGCAGAGCAAGUGGGUCGGAGAGUACAUUGUUCGUGAAGCUGGUCGCCGUGGCCUGGGUGGCUGCGUCAUUCGUCCUGGCUACAUCGUCGGCGACUCAAAGUCGGGGGGUGAUUUCUCCCCAGGAUACUUUGUUAUGGACAUCAACGAAAAAUACUAACGGAAUUAGUAACCAACACCGACGACUUCCUUAUACGCAUGAUUAAAGGCUGUGCGCAACUCGGGCAAAUGCCGGACAUCCAUAACACCGUGAAUAUGGUACCGGUGGACCACGUCGCCCGGGUUGUCGUCGCCUGCGCAUUUAAUCCCCCAGACAGCCCCCUCCCCGUGGCACAUGUGACCAGUCACCCAAGACUCCGCUUCAACGAAUUCCUAGGCACUCUCGCGAUAUACGGGUACGACGUUACAAAAGUGGACUACAUCCCCUGGCGCAUUGCGCUAGAGACACACAUUGUCGAGAAAUCUAAGGAUAACGCAUUGUACCCCUCCCUCCCCCUCCCGUUCCUUGUACAGGGAGGAGCUAAUAUGAGAAAGGUACCCUCUCCUGCACUUCGUCCUCGACAACCUCCCUUCAAACACUAAAGCCCCGGAACUCGAUGACUCGAACGCCGUCACCGCGCUUCUCUCGGACAAGGAGUGGACCAGACAAGACAGCUCCUACGGCGCGGGGGUGAGCGUAGAGCAGAUGGGUAUUUAUCUGGCGUACCUUAUUGGCCUUGGGUUCUUGCCACCGCCGAGUAAGAAGGGUGAAUUGGAGUUGCCGGUCGUGAAGAUUGGCGAUAGACAGCGGGGGGCGCUGGAAAGUGUGGGCGGCCGCGGGGCUCUUGUUUAGCUGGCUUUUUGUUUAUUAAUUAUCGGGUAGAUUGGUGGAGUGGCUUGAUGUGUGAUAAAAGCUUGAUCUUUAUCUAGUUGUUGAAUUGCAUGCAAUGCAGACUGGGUGAUGCCCCAAGGGGAAUUAUCUAGUACUCUAUUCGGCAACAGACACUAUCCGCAUAUGGAUCACGAAAUGUUGCUGUAAAGAUGGGGGUUGUGCCGUACGGUGCGGUCUGUCUAAGAAAGAAAAGGGAAAGAA